Lichtheimia ornata is the source of this 1248-nucleotide messenger RNA. RefSeq lists its product as uncharacterized. Gene Ontology annotation, cellular component: membrane. Gene Ontology annotation, molecular function: chitin deacetylase activity. Gene Ontology annotation, biological process: carbohydrate metabolic process. The record is from RefSeq and is a predicted model, not a curated record. NCBI's taxonomy places the organism in Eukaryota, Fungi, Mucoromycota, Mucoromycetes, Mucorales, Lichtheimiaceae. The transcript has 3 exons. The coding region runs from base 1 to 1248 and encodes 415 amino acids.
AUGUACACCAAGACAAUUGCAGCCGCUUUGGCACUCAUCCAAUCGAGCAGCCUACUUGUUACUGCUGGUUCGGCCACCGAUUAUUGGAAGAACUUCAACUCGAGCGUCGAUCCUACCAACAUUAACAUCCCCGAUAUUCCUCAAACAACCUCGUAUGAUGAAACCCAAGAGUGCGUUACCUAUCAGCCUCAAGGCAUCAACAUUGUCCAAAGCGAAUGGCCUACGCCUUGGGAGACCGCCACUAGCAAUGGCAUGAACACCUCGCAAGAAUUCCAAGACCUUUACAAUUCCAUCCCAUGGUCAAGCAUGCCUAAUAUCUCGGUGCGCACAUUGGGUGCUGAUGGAUCGGUUGACAUGACCAAUUAUGAUCAAAACGCUGAUCCUGAUUGCUGGUGGUCAGCAUCCACUUGUACCAAGCCCAAGCAUUCCGAUGUCAAUGAAGAUAUUUAUGCUUGCCCUGAACCUGAGACAUGGGGUCUUACCUAUGAUGAUGGUCCCAAUUGCUCCCACAAUGCCUUUUAUGAUUUCCUUCAACAACAAGAAUUGAAGGCAACCAUGUUUUACAUUGGUUCCAACGUCAUUGAUUGGCCCUAUGGUGCUAUGCGUGGUAUCAAGGAUGGUCACCACAUUGCCGACCAUACAUGGUCUCAUCAACUUAUGACCACUCUCACCAACCAAGAAGUACUUGCCGAACUCUACUACACCCAAAAGGCCAUCAAACUGGUAACAGGCAUUACGCCCCGUUAUUGGCGACCUGCUUUUGGUGAUGUUGAUGAUCGUGUCCGCUGGAUUGCCACCCAAUUGAACUUGACCACUAUUCUCUGGAACUUGGAUACCGAUGACUGGGCAGCCGGUAACAGCAUCCCCGUUCAAACUAUUCAACAAACCUAUGAUGAUUACAUUGAAAUGGGCAAGAAUGGCACCUUUGCUACCAGCGGUAACAUUGUAUUGACUCACGAAAUCGAUAACACUACUAUGGAGUUGGCUGUUGAAAACAUUCCCAAGAUCAAGGAAGCUUACAAGAAUGUCAUUGACGUUGCCACUUGUAUGAACAUCACUCACCCUUACAUGGAAGAAAACAUCUCGUGGGCCGCCUUUGGCAAGUCUAACUCAAGCGAUGGCACUUCAGCUAGCGGUGAUUCUUCAAGCGAUUCGCAAGGCGGUAGCUCUGCUGCUUCUGCUCUUGUUGGCACCAAGACUGGUGCUGUUCUUGCCAUGGUUGGUGCUGCUGUUGCCUUCUUGGCUUAG